Messenger RNA from Microdochium trichocladiopsis, 2209 nucleotides. RefSeq lists its product as uncharacterized. The transcript has a single exon. The coding region runs from base 121 to 1728 and encodes 535 amino acids. NCBI's taxonomy places the organism in Eukaryota, Fungi, Ascomycota, Sordariomycetes, Xylariales, Microdochiaceae. The record is from RefSeq and is a predicted model, not a curated record.
CGUUAUGUUAAAAGCUGGGCUCCAAAGGCUUCAUCCUACCUACCAGACUGCCUUUUUCCAUCUCCCAACCCUCUUCAACGAGCCGUGAGCACGUGCUAGCGUAGCUGGAAGUCGCCCACGAUGGCUCUGUCAACCCAAGUUCUUCUCGCACUUCUACUCCAAGCCGUCACCAGCGCCUCCGGGCAUGCGAUACAUCCCUCGCGCGGCCGGCCAAGCAUUCGGGCGGAAACCACAUCCCCGCUAACAAACUGUGCAUUAUUUGCCAGGUCUGUUCUAGCCGCCAAUGACACCCUGCCGGUCAAUGGUACGGAACCGGAACCGCCAUACGAUCUCAACCCACCAGGGAAUGGUACCCUAGCACCCCCCAUCCGGCCGGGCCCGCCCCCGGAGAUCUUCCCCCCGCAGCCCGACGCGGGGCCUGGCGGCAGUACCUACAGAGAUUCGGCCCACUUCCGGCUCUUCUACAACGCCAGCAGGAGCCCGAUCUCCGCCGUUGAUGAGGCCCUCAGGACGCUAGAGGGUACCUUUGACUGCCUCAUCGGCGACCAUGGCUGGCGCUCCACGGGCUUGUCGUACUACCUGAACCGGGGUUACCCGGGCCAGGAGCGGUUCAGCAAUUACUAUAAGACUAACAUCGACGCGGUGCCAAAGAUCGGCGACGGCCGGGUCGCAGGCGUGAUGAACGUGGCGAGAGAGCAGGGCGCCUCCUGGAUCCAGGUCGAGGACACCUACCUGAACGAUGCAUUCCUCCUGAGCCACGAGUACGGUCACGCGCUGCACUUCCACCAGCGGGCAUGGGAGCAGGAACAGAACGCCAGGUCCUGGUGGGAGACGGUCGCCAACUGGGUCGCGGACAUGUACGUCAUGUCGCCGCUGUGCGAGGCCGCCAGGGCGAGGCACAACCAGAGCGGGCGGGAUUGGUUCACAAACAUAGAGCUGGGAAGGGUCGUGGGCGAGUCGUACCGGGUCAUCGUCGACGCUACCCCCGACGGCACACAGAACUACUACCAGGCCUGGCCUUUCUUCACAUACCUUACCAACAACCCGGAUCACAUUCCCGGCUUGGGCACCGACGCCAUGAGGCAACUGAUGGUGCAGUAUCCGGAAAACGCCAACGAGACCCCUCUGCACACACUGCAGCGCGUCCUCGACAGUGCCCCGGACAGCAACAACAUCACCGUCGGCGAAGUCGUCGGCCGCUACUGGACCCGCAUGGCGCACGUCGACAUCGGCCACGCACAGGCGAGCCAGGCCUGGCUCGGCCAGCGCUGGUGGAUGACGUUCGACAACAUCGAGCGGACCGGGUCGGCCACCGGCGUCAACGGAACUGUCGUCAACACUUAUAAGCCCAAAGACGGCCGCUCGGCGCGGUACAUGGGCGCCAACCUCAUCCAGCUCGUCACGCGCGGAACAGUUGGGUCGAAGGAGGUCACGGUCCGCGUCAAGAUCAACACCACCUACUCGAGCGGUUCCUACACGGCCGCCAUGGCUGUCCGCAAUAUCUACGACGGAACGGUCCGCUACGUCGAGCUCGUCGACGGGGCCGGGUCCGUGACGGCCAAGAUCACCGAUGAGGAGGUUGCUCUGGUCGUGGCAAACACACCCCGGAAGCUUAUUAUGUACGACGGCUACCAGGUGAGGGGCCACCAGGUAGAUGUGGGGAUGGAGUUUUCCUUCGAGCUGACUGGCGCGACUGUCAUGAGCCCAUAUUGGGGAGAGAGCGAGUAGUUGGGUAAUUAAUUAAAAGGGGAAAAAUAGGUUGGAGACGAAGAUAAUAAAUGUGAGAGACGAGAGACAGGGAGUGAGUUCCACUGGGCAGGCGAGAGGGGACGCAGCCUGAUCAAGUGUCCCGGAUAAGCCAGCAGAACUGGAUCCACGCACGGGACGCGGGGCAGCCAUUACGAGGAACAAGAUACGAGGCCAAUAGAGCAGGCGCUCAGUGAGCUCAGUUGCCAAGAUCAUUGAGCACACUGAGGCACACUGGAUACACUCUCUCAGCUUAGCCGACUCACAUCGGGUAAGCUGGAUUCAUUCAUAUCACUAUCGCCUUUUCCAGCUACACAGAAGCUCCUAUCAAAAGAACUGGCUAAGCCUUCAAUUGAUGAUAUCAACAAUGGUGGUCGAACCGUCUGAAUCUCUACAUCGCCAAGCCGCUGAAUCACGUAGACCACUGCUCUAAGCCCCUGAAUUGCCCUACGCAGCGCUCCCU